Molecule: messenger RNA, 2038 nt
Organism: Medicago truncatula (barrel medic)
Lineage: Eukaryota; Viridiplantae; Streptophyta; Magnoliopsida; Fabales; Fabaceae
Product: mitochondrial-processing peptidase subunit alpha
Exons: 13
Coding region: 143-1666 (507 amino acids)
Biological process (GO): proteolysis
Cellular component (GO): mitochondrion
Molecular function (GO): metalloendopeptidase activity; metal ion binding
Source: RefSeq, a predicted model, not a curated record
CUAAAAGAAAAGUGCUUCUCUCUUUCUUAUGUUAACCCUGCUUCAUAGAAUCACCAUAGGUUUCUCGGCAGACAGUACACACACAAAUCUUUGAUUCUGAUUUAGGGUUUCAUUUUCUUCUUCUUCUUCUUCUCCAUUCGUCAUGUAUAGAGCUACAGCUUCUUCACUCAAACGCCAUCUCAAGGGUGGUGUUCUUGGCAACUUGGGAGCAACUAGAUUUGCAACUUCGAGUGCUAUUGCUGCAAAGGUUUCCUCUGGUGGUUUGUUUAGCUGGCUUACCGGGGAGCGCUCUAGUUCACUUCCCCCUCUUGAUACACCAAUUAGUUCUUUUGUUCUUCCUGAUACCCUACCAGAUUAUAUUGAACCAAGCAAGACUAAGAUCACAACUCUUUCCAAUGGACUCAAAAUAGCAUCAGAGACUUCGUCGAACCCUGCAGCCUCAAUUGGGUUAUAUCUCGAUUGUGGUUCUAUCUAUGAGACGCCAUUGACAAGCGGGGCUUCACACUUGCUAGAGAGAAUGGCUUUCAAGAGCACGGUUAACCGUAGUCACUUUCGUAUUGUAAGGGAAAUAGAAGCAAUUGGUGGUAAUAUAGGAGCCUCGGCCUCUCGAGAACAAAUGGGUUACACAUUUGAUGCUUUAAAGACCUAUGUUCCACAAAUGAUUGAAUUACUGGUUGACUGUGUAAGGAACCCGGCCUUCUUGGACUGGGAGGUCAAUGAAGAGCUUCGAAAGGUGAAAGCAGAGCUAGGAGAACUGAAAAACAAUCCACUGGGUUUGCUUUUGGAAGCAAUUCACUCUACUGGAUAUUCUGGUGCAUUGGCUUAUCCUCUUUUGGCUCCUGAAGAAGCACUGAACAGACUAGAUGGCCCCAGUUUAGAGGAAUUUGUUGCUGAAAAUUACACAGCUCCUAGAAUGGUACUUGCUGCAUCUGGUGUAGAUCAUGAAGAGUUUCUAUCUGUUGCUGAGCCUCUUCUCGCUGACCUACCAAGUGUUCCCCGUUCCGAAGAACCAAAAUCUACCUAUGUUGGAGGUGAUUUCCGUCGCCACGGUGAAGAAGGGGCUACACAUGUUGCUAUUGCUUUUGAAGUUCCUGGUGGCUGGCAAAAGGAGAAAGAUGCUAUAGUUUUGACUGUUCUACAGAUGCUUAUGGGUGGAGGUGGUUCAUUCUCAGCUGGGGGCCCCGGUAAAGGGAUGCACUCAAGGCUAUUUCUUCGCGUGUUGAAUGAAUAUCAGCAGAUUCAAUCCUUUUCUGCAUUCAACAGUAUCUUCAACAAUACAGGACUAUUCGGCAUUUAUGCAAGCACUAGCUCUGAUUUUGCACCAAAAGCUGUGGAAUUAGCAGCCAAAGAACUUAUUGCAAUUGCAACGCCUGAAAAAGUUCCAGAGGUACAGCUUGACCGUGCCAAGAAAUCCACAAAAACUGCAGUUCUUAUGAAUUUGGAAUCUAGAAUGAUUGCCUCAGAAGAUAUAGGAAGGCAGAUUUUGACUUACGGAGAAAGGAAGCCUGUGGAAGAGUUCCUGAAGGCUGUAGAUGAAAUCACUUUGGAUGAUAUCACUAAAAUAUCUCAAAGGAUUAUUUCCUCACCUUUGACUAUGGCAUCAUAUGGAGAUGUUAUAAAUGUGCCGAGUUAUGAAAAUGUGAGCAGCAUGUUCCAUGCUAAAUGAACAAUAUGACAGUGUUUUCUGGAUCAGAUACAUGCAUACUUCAAAUUUUCAAGAGAAAUGCUGAAAAUAAAUCCAGAGAAAUUUUUGUGCGGAUAAGAGGAAACCAUUAUUGAGGUUCCAUGGUUGACUUAUGCAUAUGCCAAUUUUUGUUUGUUUUUGAGUGAAUUUUCUCUCAUUUCUUUGCUUAACAGAGCGCAUAAGCGAUUAACUAAUCUGUUUUUGACGAUCUCUCUUUUACUAAUCUGUAGCCCGUGUAAUACUCGGGAUUCAAUUUUUGAAGAUUUCUGAUGUCGUCGAAUGAUUGUGUGCGAGUGUUAAAGUACAUAAUGCUAUUCAACAAUUGCACUUGUUUGAAGAAUUUUGUUUGGUUCA